AUGCUAGCUAAGCACGGUCAAGACAUAGACGGGACGGACGGCCAGAAACGACCAUCCCACUACACGGAGGAUCCAUCCCAUGACAAGCGCGAGAAACGCAAAUGUCCCGGGAUAGAGGUUUCCCGCACAUUUCCAAGCAGCUAUGUGGAAGUUCAGAAACAUGGAAAUGACGGAAGGAUUAAAAUGAGAGAUUUUAAUUCUCAAGUACGACGGGACGAAACCCUCCAGUCAAGGAAACGUCUAGACACUCAGCAGCUUGUUGAUCUGAUCAACAAUGAGCCAAUGGGAAGGAGCCACUUGAUCCAGGAAGAUAGGAUCAAGGAGGAGAUGCUCAUCCUCAACGAACCAAUCACGUUCAGCUACCCAGCAGCUUGGGGAAUGGACCAAUGGGAAGGCCCAUAUGUUGAGUAUGACUCCGAUGUGGAAAGAUCACGGACGGCUGAGCCGCCAGAUCUUUCGAGGUUCGUGUGGGUACUCUUCCGAGGCAAGGGAAGCUCUGCCGCAGAACCGAGGGAAGGUGUAGUCAAGCGCAUUCUCGCACGUCAGAGCCCAACCGGAUUGGCAGCGUGGAGGCUGUGCAUGAAGGGAGGAAGACUCGGAGGAUAA
This is a messenger RNA of Microthlaspi erraticum, 606 nucleotides long. The record is from the annotation of a GenBank genome assembly. NCBI's taxonomy places the organism in Eukaryota, Viridiplantae, Streptophyta, Magnoliopsida, Brassicales, Brassicaceae.